AUGGGCAUUGGCUACGAAAUACACAAAGCAUUGAACUCCUCUCCCCACUACCAUUCCCCGCCCGAUCCCUCGUCGACGACGCGUUCCAAGGCUGCGGAAGGGUCCUCGUCCUACGGUACACCCCUAUCGGACCUGAGUCGCAUUGGAAAGCUCCACUAUUCUGGCCGCGAGCACGAGAGCUACAUCUCGAGCAGUGUGAGCACCUCUCUCCCAGGAUUGGCUGCUCUAGCAUCGGUCGCGUCCGCCCCCGAGUCGAACCUCCGGUAUGUGUUUGGAUUAGUAUCGGUUCGGUCUUAUCAUGGCUGA
Messenger RNA from Penicillium lagena, 306 nucleotides. RefSeq names its product transcriptional regulator family: GATA type zinc finger. NCBI's taxonomy places the organism in Eukaryota, Fungi, Ascomycota, Eurotiomycetes, Eurotiales, Aspergillaceae. The record is from RefSeq and is a predicted model, not a curated record. Bases 1 to 306 code for a protein of 101 amino acids. The transcript is spliced from 2 exons.